Messenger RNA from Macaca mulatta (Rhesus monkey), 1354 nucleotides. It is a transcript of the gene MYL10, whose product is annotated as myosin light chain 10. NCBI's taxonomy places the organism in Eukaryota, Metazoa, Chordata, Mammalia, Primates, Cercopithecidae. The record is from RefSeq and is a predicted model, not a curated record. Gene Ontology annotation, molecular function: calcium ion binding.
GGUCGGAGGAGAGUCUGGCCGCUGAGCACCUUGAAAAUCACCUUCCCACUCCAUCCCCCUUCUGGCUCCCCAUCAUCUGCUGAGAGCUAGUUCCACCACUCAGUAAAACCUCGCACUCAUUCUCCAAGCCCACGUGUGAUCCAAUUUUCACAUGCAUCAAGGCAAGAAUCCCAGGAUACAGAAAGCCUUUUGUCCUUGCGAUAAGGCAGAGGGUCUAACUGAGCUGAUGAACACAAGCCACCCACAGAUGGCAAAACUGGAAGAGCAUCCUGUAACACACGCCCACGGGGGCUUCAGGAGCUGUAAGCCUCCACCCCUAGAUGCUGCCGUGAGGUCGGAGCCCCAUAGCCUGCCUGUCUGCAUGGUCCCCCUAGAGGUUUGAGCAGUGGGUCAUGGAAGAAGCAAGCCACACCCCCAUCGCAUGCCCUGUGAAGGGGAUAAGGGAACUUUUUCGCUUCACCACUAUGCCUGAAUAUUUUUUUAAUUAAAAAAAUUUUUUUUUUUUGUAGAGACAGAGUUUCACCAUGUUGCCUAGGCUCGUCUCAAACUCCUGGCCUCAAGUGAUCCUCCCUCCUCGGCCUCCCAAAGUGCUAGGAUUACAGGCACCGAGAAGAGCUCGGAAAAGAGCAGAAGGCACUGCCAGCUCCAACGUCUUCUCCAUGUUUGAUCAGUCCCAGAUCCAGGAGUUUAAAGAGAGUCUGGCUCUGUCGCCCAGGCUGGAGUGCAAUAGCGUGAUCUCCGCUCAUUGCAACCUCCACCUCACGGGUUCAAGGAAUUCUCCUGCCUCAGCCUCCCAAGCUUUCACCAUCAUGGACCAGAACCGCGAUGGCUUCAUCGACAAAGAGGACUUGAGGGACACCUUUGCCGCACUGGGCCGCAUCAAUGUCAAGAACGAGGAACUGGAGGCCAUGGUGAAGGAGGCCCCCGGACCCAUCAACUUCACGGUGUUCCUGACAAUGUUUGGGGAGAAGCUGAAGGGCACGGACCCAGAGGAGACCAUUCUCCACGCCUUCAAAGUGUUCGACACUGAAGGAAAAGGUUUUGUCAAGGCCGAUGUCAUCAAAGAAAAACUUAUGACCCAGGCAGACCGCUUCAGUGAGGAGGAGGUCAAGCAGAUGUUUGCAGCGUUCCCCCCAGAUGUGUGCGGCAACCUGGACUACAGAAACCUGUGCUACGUCAUCACUCAUGGUGAAGAGAAGGAUUAGGGGAUCACGAGUCUCCCCAGCGUUCAGGGGCAGCAAACACUGUUGCAGGGUGUGACGGGGAGCUCUUGCAACCGGCGGGUACAAGAAAAAGUGUUCCCUUGUCUAUGGUUGGGGACAAAGCAAGAAUAAAUAAUGCUAACGAGGUCUGA